Molecule: messenger RNA, 963 nt
Organism: Westerdykella ornata
Lineage: Eukaryota; Fungi; Ascomycota; Dothideomycetes; Pleosporales; Sporormiaceae
Product: DUF1783-domain-containing protein
Exons: 4
Coding region: 77-748 (223 amino acids)
Biological process (GO): mitochondrial respiratory chain complex IV assembly
Cellular component (GO): mitochondrial inner membrane
Source: RefSeq, a predicted model, not a curated record
AGCAGACCCAAGAAUUAGACGACUGACGCUGCGCUGCUCAUCGCGCUCGUUACUUUCUUUCCUCAUCUGCCUCGAAAUGCUGCUACCACGGAUAGCACCUACUGCCCUCCGGUUGCAGCCCCAAUAUGCGCACCAAUGCCUGCGGAGAAUGACUCCGCUACGGCAUGCAUACUCCACCGAGCAGGCCUCACCACCAACCGUACCCUGGAAGACUCCACACAGCAUAACCUCAUGGCCUCCGGAGCCGCUGAUUCCACCGCCAAAAGAAGGCGAGAUCUUGCUGGAGCGGCGACCAAACCGCGAUCUCCCCCCUCUCCCACCCUUAAUCCCCACCCAAGUCAAGCGCACCUUCCCCAUCUUCGUCCUCGUCAUGGCCGCGUCCAUCUUCGCCUUCUUCAACUACCAAAAGCAAGAAUCCUCCGUCGUAACAUCCACGCUCUACGCCCUGCGCACCAAUCCCGCCGUGAGGGAACAACUAGGCGAUGAGAUAUACUUUGCCAGCAAAUACCCCUGGAUUAGGGGCGAAAUCAAUCAGGUUCAUGGCAGGAUAGAUAUUAAUUUCUGGGUGAAGGGGACGAGGAAGCAGGGCCUUGUGAGGUUGAGGUGUAGGAGGAGGGGGAAGACUGGUUAUUUUGUGACCCAGGAGUGGAGUCUGACCUUGGAGGACGGGACGGUCAUGCAGUUGUACGAUCCCGAGGGUAGUGCUAUUGAUCCAUUCCGGGGAAUGGGAACCGAGGAUGCGGUAUAGUCCUUGUAUUGUCAUUGAAGGUGGAGAGAGUGAAUGCAUAGCGCAUGGGCUUCACAAAGCCUGCUGCAUAGAUGCCGGAUAGCGAAAAUUCGCAUGUAAGACCGUCAUCAUCCCACGCCGUCCUCCCGAGAUCAUUAUCCAUGUGCGAGUAUCAAAGCCAACAAGGGGAGAAACUAUCGGUCCACAUUUUCGUCUCAUCUGAAGAAAAUGCGACC